Molecule: messenger RNA, 921 nt
Organism: Enterobius vermicularis (human pinworm)
Lineage: Eukaryota; Metazoa; Nematoda; Chromadorea; Rhabditida; Oxyuridae
Source: the annotation of a GenBank genome assembly
AUGUUGGAAGAAACGAUCAAAAACAAGCUUGGUGUCAAGUCUCUGACACCAUUUGGCGGUUCUACUGGUGGUUGUAUCAGCCGGGCUCGUGGUUAUCAUACCGAGGAGUAUGGGAAUAUUUUUAUAAAAUUCAACAACAAACCACAGGCAAAAGUUAUGUUUGAUGGUGAAUUUGCGAGUCUGGAAGCAAUGCACAGUACUAAUACAAUCCACGUUCCUAAGCCUAUCAUGAGUAUCUCUGAAGGUGGUCAAUCAUGUAUAGUUACUGAAUAUUUGGAACUUAAUGGCCCUCCUAAAGCUAGUGAGUUAGGCACUCAACUUGCAAAAAUGCAUUUGCAUAAUUCUACACUCUUAGCAGCUGCCGAGCACAGUGACUCUUUUGUUGGAGGUCCAGAAAAAACGCCACAGCCAGUGAAACAAUUCGGUUUCCAUACGACAACUUGUUGCGGAUAUUAUGCCCAGCCGAACGAGUGGAGCGAUAAUUGGGUGGAAUUUUUUGCGAGAAAUCGCCUUAAGUUUCAAAUAGAUAUGCUACUAGAAAAGACAGGAGACCGAGAUUUAUUAAAUUUGUGGCCCCUUUUGGAGCGGAAAAUACCCAGUUAUUUUGAUUGUGGAGAAAUUAUUCCUAGUAUACUUCAUGGUGAUCUGUGGUCUGGAAAUUAUUCUUAUGAUAAAAAUGGACCUGUUAUAUUUGAUCCAGCCUCAUUUUACGGUCACAGUGAGUACGAGAUGGGGAUAAUGAGCAUGUUUGGAGGUUUCGCCACUGAAGUUUUUACUGCUUAUCACAAUCUUAUACCAAAGGCACCUGGCUUUUACGAAAGGAUUCAGUUGUAUGAGCUUUUUCAUCACUUGAACCACUGGAAUCACUUUGGCGCCGGUUACAAGCAUGGAUCUUUGAAUCUGAUGCAGUCACUGUCUUGA